This is a messenger RNA of Cladophialophora psammophila CBS 110553, 1215 nucleotides long. RefSeq lists its product as uncharacterized. Lineage: Eukaryota; Fungi; Ascomycota; Eurotiomycetes; Chaetothyriales; Herpotrichiellaceae. The transcript has 2 exons. Bases 1 to 1215 code for a protein of 404 amino acids. The record is from RefSeq and is a predicted model, not a curated record.
AUGGUCGUGCAAAAUCGUUCAGUCCCUGUGAUUUACUUCCGCGGCGGCACGAGCAAGGCCCUCUUUUUCCACGAGCAGCAUGUUCCUCCUCGAGGCACCAAGCGUGACCGUUUCCUUCAACGCAUUAUGGGAUCUCCAGAUCCUCUACAGAUUGAUGGUAUGGGCGGGAGCCACCUUGUGACCUCGAAGAUUGCCUUGAUCAAGUCCUCGGACCAGCCUGACGUCGACGUCGAUUACACGUUUGUCCAAGUCGGAAUCAACGAGGAGACGGUCAGUUAUAAGGGAAAUUGCGGCAAUAUCUCUGCGGCUGUCGGCCCUUUCGCCGUCGACGAAGGCUUCGUCAAAGAAUUGAGGCCGGGUGUGACUAUAGACCCGACGGUUACAACACAAGAGGUCAGAAUUUAUAAUACUGGGACGAAGAAAGUCUUGAUUUCCCAUGUACCAAUCAACCAUGCGACCGGGAAAUUUGUUGAGUUGGGUACUUUUGCUAUCGCUGGCUGUCCCGGCUCAGGAUCCCCCAUUCUCAUGGACUACAGCAAUGUCAUCGGCGCAGCUCUCAGCAGUGGGGUGCUUCCUACGAGUAAUUCUUUAGACACGAUUGUCAUCAAUGAUUCUAAUAUUGACAUCACCAUCUGCGAUGUUGGCAACAUUAUUGUCUUUGCACGAGCCAAAGACCUGGGUCUUGCAGGAAAUGAGAAGCCCUCUGAUCUUGAUAACGAUCCAGCGCUCAUUGCCAGAGUCAGAGAGCUCCGCGGCAAAGCUGCGCAAAUGGUUGGGAUGUGCAAGAAUUGGGAACUUGUCGACGCUCAAUCACCAAUGCUUCCGAUGGUAGCGCUUGUUUCUCCUCCUACAGACAGCGACUGCGACGUCCAGUCAAGACUGUUUUUGGACAAUAAGUGCCAUACCUCAAUGGCCGGAACUGGCGCUAUUUGCACUGCUGCUUGCAGCCGAGUUGAUCGGUCGGUUGUGAACCAGCUAUUGACAGAGAGGCAUUCACAGAAGACAACUUUGAACAUUGAGCAUCCAUUAGGCAGUAUACCCGUGCUUGUCAAGGUGCGUUCCACAUCCAGCCAGAAGGUACCUGAAUUCGAAACACUUUCUUUCGUCAGAACUGCUCGGCGGAUAUUGGAGGGCAGUAUUUGCGUUCCAGACAAUGUCAAAGACUGUUUUGAGGAAGCAGAACACCCCAAGCAAUAUAGUCGACGUGCGGUUUAG